Messenger RNA from Habropoda laboriosa, 4414 nucleotides. Its product is annotated as ankyrin repeat and BTB/POZ domain-containing protein 2. Gene Ontology annotation, molecular function: protein heterodimerization activity. NCBI's taxonomy places the organism in Eukaryota, Metazoa, Arthropoda, Insecta, Hymenoptera, Apidae. The coding region runs from base 13 to 4299 and encodes 1428 amino acids. The record is from RefSeq and is a predicted model, not a curated record. The transcript is spliced from 13 exons.
GCAUCGGAUGACAUGCCACUGCUUAAACAGAGAUCAUGCAGCGCCAAGGACUGCAACUGCGUGAUCUGUCGUGAACUAACCGACUGCAGUAUGCCAGGAAAUUUAGAAUCUCCUCGCCGUGACGGCGUCAACUUCAUUUUACGUCGAGCUCUGCCCUUCACGAGCAAAUCACCGUCGAAGGAAUGGCUGAACAUAACCAAUUCGAUAAAUGAUGGCUACAAAGAUAGUAAUACAUUGGAAGAAUCGGGUCACAGAGCGGAAGUGGAGGGCAGAAUGACGCCAACAGCGAAUAGCAACGGUAGAAGGGAGAAAGACGUAGCUCAUAAGACGGUGAUAUACUUUGGCGACAGCAGUCAAAGGCAGAAUAACAAAUUCAAUUCGAAAGAGGCUUCUUCGUCACAGUUGAACUGUAAGGAAGAGGUUAGGAUGGUGGAAUCGAAGAAAGAAGAGGAAAUUAAUGACGUUGAGGAUGGAAAGAACUGUAGAAGGGGUCAGAAGGAGAAGCAACGAUCGACUGUGAGCCUGGUGGAGAACGAGGAGGUCAAGGUCACGCACGAAAUCGUGGUGAACGUUAGCCCGAGCAGGGAGGACGUGCUGAGGAUCGAGGAGGACGAGAGCCAGCUCGAGGAUUAUUGGUCCUUGCCGGGGGACAGCAGCGGGUUCAAGGCAGACUGGAGCUUCGUACAGCAAUGGCGCCUGAGGGGACCAGCUGGUGGCAACGGACGAGAAUUGUAUUGUCCACCAUACUCGAAGGACUUCACGGAAAGUUCGCCAAAAAACGGUGUACACAAUAUGGUUCACAUGGUGGCGGAAAGGGACACGGACAGCGUUGCGCCAACGCCAACGCCACAGCAUCCCCAUCACUCUCAACACCAUCAUCUUAGUUUACACGAAAUUCGCGCGCUUCAGAGGCGACCAGAAUGCACCGGUAAUAGCUCGUCAGAUGAGAAUCGAUCGUCAGGACACGCUAGCAUGUCGGAUACAGGUGGCCACACGAGCAGCAGUUCACCGCCACAUCGCCACCAUAGGGCACACAGUCCCCAACAGCUGAACUCUGUUCCAGAAGACGACCGUUUAUCAGCCUCGGUCACUCAGAGGAAUGGCAGGAGUAGAUCCGGACAGAAUCGCAACAGACAUAGAGCUACACCUGCCAAGUUACAGGUCCCUUGGUCAGGUUCUGGGCUAGAAGACAUCAAACUGGCUAUCCAGCAGCUCACCAUGCGUUCCCAUAAAUCCUCCUCCACCUACUCCUCCUUGAGUGGUUCCGAGAGUUCAGAACCAGCUGUAAGGAGGCUGAUGAGACACUCAAGCCUGGAGACUAUCAAUACCAACGUGACUAGCGCGGAUGAGUUCGUCUGGGUGGACUCUCAUAACAGACUGGUGGAGUUACAGCAAUUACCAUGGACUCACCACGAUGUCCUUCGCGUGUUGCAAAAUGGUCGCACCAGGGAGCACAUGGAGCAGGUCUCUAUGGAGACGAUACCGCGUCUGUCUUACCUAUUGCAACGUGCUCUGGUCAGAAUCGGUCGUGAAAUGCAGAGACUGGCCAAACCUGUUGGUCUAUGUAGCAAGCAUGAAGUGUACAGCGCGUUUAAAAUCGUGCUGUGCCCGGCCUUGGCGGAUUCUUGCACCAAGGCAUGCUUGCGAGCUGCAGCAAUGUUCGCUGUAUCUGGCGAUCAGCUGAAGCAGUCGAAAGCUUCACGAUCUGGAUUACAGCUACCAGUAGGACGAUUUCUUCGCUGGAUGUCCGAUGUACGGCUAGGAAGAAUGAUACACGAAUUCGCAGCUAUAUAUUUGACCGCUGGAAUCGAGAAUCUCCUCGAAGAAAUAUUAUUGCAGUGCAUACCGACUGAUCCCCAUACAACGCUGACUGCAACCAUGUUGGAGCAUGCCAUUGCGAACAGCGGAGAUUUAUGGGGACUUCUUCAACCGUACGCACAUCUGAAUGCUGGUCGAACAGCAUCAGGUGCCCUUGCCAUGCCACGCUGGGCCAGCGUUAGUUCUUUAAAUUCCUCAUCGUCGUCCCGUAGUGGAAGAGAUGCAGCGGGAUCAGCGUUGGAACCGUCGCUCUUAACCACCUGCGUAGGAUCAAUGUCAGAGCUCAUAGAUUUAAUUUCAAAAGUGGUUCAAGCUGGACGUUCACCCAUUCCUUUGACAACUAAGGCACUGAAUGCCUUGUUUUAUUAUAUGAGGUGUUCACAGUUAGAACACGGCGAACGUGGUUCCGGAAUACAAGAGCUCGCGUACGAAAGAGCGUACGUCGUACUUCCGCCGCUGAUUGAGUGGCUGAGAGUUGCGACCGCUCAUGCAGAACACAGGCACGGACUAGUUGUAGAUCAAGAUGACAUUAAUCAAGCUGCCAGAUUGUUAUUGCCCGGUGUAGAUUGUCCUGUCAGACCCAUAUGCUUCGAGGAAGUUUCAGUAUGCUCCAAGCGCAUCGACGACUCCGAGUAUAUUCGCCUCCUCACCAUGGACAUGGCCUUCAAGAUGCUAACCAGCGGUCGUGCAGAUCUCAUUGCUCAAGCCAUGCCUCUUCUACCAGUGGCAAAAAUCAACACUGUGAACGACAAUGGCUUCACUGCUCUAAUGAUAGCGUGUAUCAAUGGUGAUGAAACCGCUGUAUUAGCUUUAUUAGAUGCUGGAGCCGAUUUGAAUAUCGAAAUCCCACCUCCAUCCACUGGUCAGUCAGCAAACACGCCUUCCAAGAGUUUAGUGACUCCUGGUGUAUCAAAUGUUAGAAGUCCAGUAACUCCAUCUGCCAUGGUGACUCCAGGGAAGAUUGUGCAGUCUCCAAAUUCUUCCUUCAGUUCUCCAGGCUCAUCCAGUAAUGUUUCUGGUAGCAUAUGUUGUACUCAGACUGGAUUUAACGCAGAAACACAGCACUGGACUGCUUUAACCUACACAGCCUUGCUAGGGCAUUGCAACAUAGCUAGGAUAUUGUUGGAAAGGGGUGCAGCAGUGGAAGGUGGAGCUAAAGUCAGUGAAGAUAAAUCCACAGUUACGCCAUUGCAAGCUGCUACAGCAUCUGGUAACAAUGAAAUGGUAGCACUGCUUCUGGCUCAUGGAGCUCAGCCAUUUUUGUCCACCUUGAUCAAGGAUUCGUUUUCGUACUCUGGUUCUGCUCAGCGUGGCUGUUACAGUGCGAUAUCAGUGGCAACAGCACAUGGCCAAAGAAUUUGUCUUCAUCAAUUAUUAUCUCAUCCUCUGAAUUUUUCUGCCAAACGAGGAGAGAAAGAAGUGUUAUCAUUGGAAGAGAUUCUCGCAGAAGGCAGUGCAGGUACUAGUCCACAACAACAAACUGUAGAUGGAAGAGCAAACAGAAGAGAAGGAAAAGAACCAGUUUUUAACAAGAUCCAGACUAAAGCUUUGCAAGAAGCAAUGUACCAUAGUGCUGAGAGCAACCAUUUAGAUAUUACAAUGGAACUGCGUGGAUUAAAAGUAGGUUGGACAUUACAUUGCUGGAUGCACAGUCUUGCAAUAGCCCACGAAAUGAGGUUAGAUUCAGUGAUAGAUCAAUUGCUUCAAGAUUUCCUUCAAGUGUGUCCAGAUGACUAUUCCACACAAUUUGUACAAGAAUGUCUUCCAUUGUUAUUCAAUAUAUUUAGGUACAGUAAGAAAGAAGGCACGACGCUUCUUCUCGCGGAUAUCUUUUGUACGUGCUUUGGAUGGGAACCGAUAAAACCCAUUAGAGACACCACGCUAUCAAGUGGGUCCAGAAUAGACCCCAAGUUUGUAAAUAAUCCAGAAUUAAGCGAUGUACAAUUCAGAGUAGAGGGCAGAGUUUUUUACGGCCAUAAAAUCGUGUUAGUUACGUCUUCGCCAAGAUUCAGAAACAUGUUGAGCUCGAAGUUAUGUGAGGGAAAUCCUCCCAUUGUACAGAUUAACGAUAUUCGAUACCACAUUUUCCAGAUGGUUAUGGAGUUUUUAUACCACGGUGGUUGCGCCACGUUAGAAGUCAAUCAAAGCGACGUUCUGGAAUUAAUGGCUGCCGCGAAUUUUUUCCAAUUAGACGGUCUACUUAGGUACUGUGAAGCACAAUGUUCUUCGAUGGUUGAUCUAGACAACAUUGUUUCUAUGUACAUUCAUGCAAAGGUUUACAAUGCAACGCAACUUCUAGAAUACUGUCAAGGGUUUCUGCUUCAAAACAUGGUCGCUUUGUUAACAUACGACGACUCGGUAAAACGUCUAUUGUUUGCAAAGAAACUACCUAAUCACGAUGUUCUCGCGGGCCUUCUUCUUACUUUGCAGGCAAGAAUAAAGGCUAGACGAUCUCAACAACAAAAUAAGAUAAAAGCUUAGAGAACAAUAUGCGCACAGUAUACUAGCAUCGUCAUUAUCAUUUUUACUUCUGCUUUCGUCAAACUGUAAUUAUUAAACGUAUUCGCGUACAAUUAUAGUAACGUCGUUUAUACAA